GCAGAUCAAACAUGGAGUGGCUAUUUGGAAGGCGUAUAACGCCAGAAGAGAUGCUCCGUAAUAACCAGAGAGCAUUGAACAAAGCAAUGAGAGACUUGGACAGAGAAAGAGCUCGAAUGGAACAGCAAGAAAAGAAAAUUAUAGCCGAUAUAAAGAAAAUGGCCAAGGAAGGUCAAAUGGAUUCUGUGAAAAUUAUGGCAAAAGACUUGGUGCGAACGCGACGCUAUGUGAAGAAGUUUAUGCUGAUGAAAGCAAACGUCCAGGCUGUAUCGCUCAAAAUACAAACGCUGCGUUCCCAGAAUGCAAUGGCGCAGGCCAUGAAAGGCGUUACAAAAGCUAUGCAAAACAUGAAUAGGCAAAUGAAUCUUCCACAAAUACAACGCAUUCUCCAGGAAUUCGAAAAGCAAUCGGAGAUGAUGGACAUGAAAGAGGAGGUGAUGAAUGACGCCAUCGAUGAUGCGAUGGAAGAUGAGGGAGACGAAGAUGAAAGCGAAGCAAUAGUGUCGCAAGUGCUGGACGAGCUUGGACUACAGUUGACAGAGCAACUAGGCGGUCUACCCGAAGCGAACAACUCGCUGAGCGUAGCGAGCGGCAAAACACCAAUGGCUGCUGCUGCCGCCGCCGCUGGAGGGGGUGGGGGAGGAGCCAGUGGAGGCGGAGGGACACUUUCCGAUGCCGAUGCCGAUCUACAGGCGAGACUGGACAAUUUGCGGCGCGAGUGAUAACAGAGUGAUUGGUUAAUAAGAACGUUUGGUUUAGAAACAAACACACUGAUGAGUAAGGGUGUGAUCACAUUUAAUGUGUAUAUUGUGCAAGUGCAAGCUUGGUUAUCUUAUGCAUGACCAAGCGUGCAGAUGAGAAGCAAAAUCUGGAAAGAGCAAUGGGAACACUCACACUGAACGCUUGCAUUUGCUGGUUACGUUCAGUGUGAGCAGCUAAGUGCAAGUCACAACGUGUUUCAAUGGCACUUUUCAAAUUUUGUUCUUCGGCUCAUGGAUGAUCAGAUGUGCAUUUAUUUGCAAAUAUACGUAUUCAAUGUGAUCACACCCUGAGGCACUACUCACACUAGCGGAGACUCAAAUCGCGAAGUGACUCCGUACAUCAACGCUCCAAGUGAGUUUUGUCGUCUGUAUUAACAAAAUUCCUAAUUCGAAAUUAAAAUAAUUGAAAUCUGACAUCUAGUUAACAUUAUGCUGUAUAGUAAGUUACAGUGCCCUUAAAACCCUACCCCAAACUAUUCCCUAAGCCAAAUUUAACCUUCAAAUACCGUCUCAAACCCCAUAAUAAUCCUCGACUCAAAUAAGAACCAGACCAUGUUAGGCGUAUUCAGUCGACGAUUUUAGAGUCGACAGGGCAGGAAGCUCAAAAGACACUUGUCUGGCCCUAAGACUAUCACUGCUAGGGAUUUUAGCCGUUCGUGCACUCCAGAUUCGGUGACUGAGUUUCUAAGCGACUGGACAUUUUGGUGGCAAAGAGACUUGAGUAUCCUGUAUCUUCAAUAAUGUGAGGUUAGGAUUUGAACUGGAGUAGCGUGGAUAUAAACGAGAGCACGUUCAAUUUUUUGAAAAAGUAGUAAUAUUUUCCAUUUUAUACCAUUAAAAAAGUAUAAUAGUGUAAUAUUAUACAAUUUUAAAUGAGUCAAGUCGAAAGGUCUGAAAGACUGGUAUUAUAAGACUGGGCCAAGCCUGUUGUUCCUUCCUAGUCAUAUUUAUAUGAUUUGUGAUUCUGUCCACAAAUAAAUAAAUAUUAAAUAUCUACGACUGGAGUCUUACGAUUUCGUUGUACUAGUGUGAGUAGAGCCUAAGAAGAUACUUAUCAGUGAAUGUUUGAAGAGCUUCACAUUGGACUACAAGUCUUGUAAAUAAAAAAGGGAAAAGUACUUUGCAUUAAAUCCGAAAUUGUAACUCUGCAAGGUUUGUUGUAAUUUUCUCUGAAGAUUGGCGAAUCUCUGCGAUGCGAAUGGUUAGACGAAUGAUUGUUAGAUAAGUAAGUGUUAAUAGGCGGAUUACCACAUAUAUAAGUGAACGUGUCCCAUACAGUGAGAACAUUAUUCCCGUACGUUCUAAUGGGGUUAUUCAUAUUCGCUCACUCAGGCUGAGUGGGAAUAGUCCCAUUAGAUCUUAUAGGAAUUAUAUUUUCACUGUACUGGUCACUGAUAUGUGGGAAUCCACCUUAAAGUUCUUCAGAUUGAACUAGAAGUCUAUUGUAAAUAAAAUAUAUACUUUCAAUAAUAACUGUAUACUGCGACUCGAUUAUUAUGUGUGCUUUUAUGGCCUCGCCAAACUUGCAACUCGAAUAUCAGUUUUGAUUGGGGUCUCCAGUGAAAAUUUAAAAUUGGUUAUCAGGCGGAGUUAGAACUUGAAAAGUCUUCUCUAACAAUCAAUCUCGAAGUUUAGAUGCGAUAGGCUUUUAUUGUAAAAAUGCAAUAAGUUAAUUGAAACUUUUCCUAUUGGAAUUAAAGAUACAUAUGCACCAUCACGGGUUUAACUGAUAUAAAUCAGCUGUUGGUUUAAACCACUAAUGAAACACAGUAUAAUAAUUCACUUUUCCGAUUGGAAUUAAAGGCCCAUAACUAUUAUGCACCAUCUCGGUUUUAACGGAGAUAAAUCAGCUGUUGGUUUAAACCGGAAAUGAAAAACAGUAUAAUACUACCUUCAUGUAGGUUAGCGUUACUUAGAUGGUGCAUAUUGUCCCAACCCCCAAAUCUAUAAUGAACAAAAUCUGUUACAAUAAUAAACAAUCUGACGUAAGACUAUGCAUCAAAAAUGAAUAGUUUGAUUUCAUUGUGAGUUCAAGAGAAAAUUGAGGAUGAAAAUCAUAAAAGAGAUACUUUUAAUGAUAACUGGAUUUUGAGACCUGAUGAUUUUUCUGUUUUGUCCAAUUGCAGUUGAAAUCGAUAAUAAUUGUAGAAUUUAUGGCCUAUAUUGUAAAUAAAAAGGGACUAUUUUGCAUUAUAUCAUCGUCAUUGGUUUCAACUAUUUUAUUUUAGUACUGUAGCUGAGAUUAAAACGCAUUUAUCAAUAAUAAAGUUGUCGCUACAAAAUUUCAACUUUUAUUCAUUAUUAGGCUAUGUUGGAUAUCUAUAUAAAAACUAGAUUUUUAUAUAAUCAAUUCAAUGAUGAGUUUGGCAUGAAAUAUAUUUUUCGUAGUUUCCCCAUCAUUUUGAAAUGAAUGUGACCGAAUUUUGAAAUGGAGUUCAACAAUAUGAGAAGACACAGAUCUGUGCUGUAUCUGUGCUUAUCCAUCAAUGGUUGGGUAUUCAACUCACACAUCUACGAAACAAGUAUAAACUGGAUUGAAUAAGAUUAUAUUAUGGGAAUUUUGAAAUCAAAAUCAAGUAUAUGGACAUAGUGCCGAUUGCACAAAAGCCGGUUAAAUUUUAACCGUGAUUAAUUUCACGAGAACCAAUCAGAGAAGGUCUUUUUAGAAAAGACGGCUUUUCUGAUUGUUUCUCGUGAAAUUAAUUACGGUUAAAAUUUAACCAGCUUUUGUGCAACUGGGCCAUCUUACAAUAGUUGAAUUGCUCAAUAUCCUACGAUUUUAAAAUCCGUUCAGACUAAUCUUUGAGAUUUUUCAAAUGUCGCAAACAAUACGAAGAUAUAAUGCAAUGCGAAGAUAUAACCCAAAAUAUGUGAUACUUGUACAGUUGGUGAAGUUAAUAUUACUAUAAUUUUUCAUGUUAAAUAUUUACAUGUUUAUUUUUCAAUUAUUCUAGCAUAAGACUACCUAAAAAUUGUGUAUGUAUUUUAACGUUUAUGCGAAUAAAAGCUCUAUUAAUUAUACUCAUCCAUUGAGUUAUUUUCACUUCCGUAGUUACCUAUUUUAAAAUGUGUACUUAAAUCAAGAAAAAUGAAUAUUUUUAGUAUAUGGAUUCAAAAGAAUUUCUACAAACAAUUUGAAAUUAUAUUUAUUUUAUUGGUGGUGUAUGUUACUUAGUUUUCGUCCCAUAAUCAGAAUCUAGAUGUGAUCUAAUUGUAGGGGGAUUCCAGACUACCUGUGAUUAAAAUGAUCUUCAAGUAGGGAGUCCUCUCUUGAAAACUUUGAAAUCCUCACGCUCUUUCAUUUCUCAAACUGCAAAAAAUUACUUUCUUUUAAUAUGGUACAAUAAUGCUAUAAAAGGAGUCGAGAUAAUUCACGUCAUGUUACCUUUCAGCUUUCUCAAAAAAAAGAAGUCAUGUAAAUGCAGGAGGGGAAAGCUUCUAACGUACUCAACGUGAAUCAUUAAAGUACUAAUAAAUUUAUAAGAGUACUUUACACAAUAUGCAUGUUCAAAUAAGGACAACUUUCUCUUCGAUUUGUAAUUUGUUCAUGUAUCUUUGAUAAUUAAUUCAAUCUAAAUCAAAUGCCUAACAACUACUCGAUAUCUCCUCCUUAAUAUAAAUUCAAGAUCAUUAUUCAAAUUACUACUGACGAGAAAUAUGUGAGUAAAUUUAAUGGUUAGUGAAGUAAGUUCCCAAGGUUAGUGAAUGAGUACACAAAUCUUCACAGAAUAUUUCCAUUUAAUUCAAUAAUCAUAUUCUUAAGACUAGAUAGAUACACAUACAGUACAAAAAGUAGAAAAUCAUCUAAACUGAAUAUUAUUAAUUUGUAACUGUUUGAUUGUUCCGUUCUAUUGAUCAAUAUUUUUGAUUAAGUAUAAACUUGUGACGAUAUAAAACAACAUUUUCUAUGACAAUGGACUGUUCUUUAAUACAGAUAUAUUUUUCAUUGAAAAUAAUUAUUACCAUAACUUUUUAUCAAUAUAUUUAUCAAACAAUAACAUGUUACAUCUAAGGUGAUAAUAUUUACAUUAUAUACAAUAGGUUUUUACAGUAGUUGUAAGUUUUUUUGAUUUUCUUAUCAUGAAGGUAGUCAGUCUUAUGAUUUAGAAUUUGUGAUUUGGAUUGCAAAAUUAGAAAAUUGACGGAGAGUUUUUUUAAAUAAUCUAGAAUUGUUACACUUUGAAGCUGAAAGAAGUGAGAGAUACAGAAAUCAUAGUCAAGUAUAAUAAAUUACAAAGCUUAAAAAUUAGAAUAUGAGAAUCCAUAUAAAUUUAUUCUGAAUGAAUAAAAUUCAGAAUCUACGAUUAUGAGUUUACAAUCACAAAUCAAUGAAGAAAUAUUUUGUGGUAACCAAGACAAAAUAAAUUUGAUAUAAUUAAUUUAUUGAAUAACUUUCCCAAAUAAUUUAUUUAAUUGAUUUUUGAAACAUGAAAACAAAUUUUCUCAAGGAUAUUAUUAUUUUUAAUUUACUGAGUGAUAUAUGUCGUAAUCUGUAAUAAGCACAGCCAAUAUAACUUUCGGCACAGUUAUCAUGCCCCAAGGUCUUAAAGUAAUCAGGAAUAUUAUAUUUAAUUGUAAAUGGGUUUCAGAUUUAUGUGGCUAAUCUUAUUUAGAUUAGAGAAGGCAAAAACCCAUUGGAUUAAUUUCAUCUAUAAAUUAAUGAUAAUAGAAAAAAUAAUUAUCAUGAUUCACAUCUUAUCAGUUGAAAAUACUUAUAAUAUUUGCGUGAUAAUGGAGAUUAAUGAACUUUUAUUCAUGAUGAGAGCCUCUAAUCUAAUUAGCAUAAUUAAGAAACUCAUACUCUUAGUAAUCAACUUAUAGUUUCGUUGAAUGUCUUCAUCUAAAACGUGAAUUAGUUUUCUCUUUACAUAUUUGCCCUUAGCAAACCCACAUUCAUUGGGAAUAUUCAGAAUACUUUUUAAAUCAUCAUUGAUUGAACUUAUAAAUUAUAUAGAUUUAUGAAACUAAAUGUAUAAAUUUAUAAGAUUCAUUAAAAAAAUUAUGUUUAACAGUAUUAUUUUUCAUUUUAAGAUCAACUUAUUAUCCAAAAAUAGGAUAAAGACAGUAACUUCUAAAUCAACACUCAAUGGAAUACUAAGAUUAUUUAUAUUCGAUGUAGUAAAGAUAUCUCUAGAAAUGAAUUAAUCAACUUAAUUUGAUGUUCUGUACAAUUAUUUGUUUGGAGAUAAUAGUAAUAAACUCAUGUGAGGAUUUAAGAACAUUAGAAUUAUUUUAAGGAAAAUCUUUACAACAUAUAUGCUUAGAAAAUAUUAGCACCAAUAGAACUCGAAGCCAAUAUAGCAUUUUACAUUUUAACUAAAUUACGAAAGAGAAGUAUACAAAGCACAAUAAUAAGAUAGUUGGUUACUUUAUAACAAAAAAACAGAUACACAUUCAAUCUUAUCACGCCAUUAAAAGGGGAAUCAUCAUUUUUAGACUACAGUACAGAGUUUGAUCUCUUUCUAUUAAAAACAGCCUGAAUAAGUAUCUUCAGAGAUCAUUCCAAAGCAAACAUAAAAUAUUAGAUUUUACAACUUAUUUCAGUCAUAUAAUGGUACCAUACCACACAACAA
Molecule: messenger RNA, 6334 nt
Organism: Nilaparvata lugens (brown planthopper)
Lineage: Eukaryota; Metazoa; Arthropoda; Insecta; Hemiptera; Delphacidae
Gene: Vps2
Product: charged multivesicular body protein 2a
Exons: 5
Coding region: 12-722 (236 amino acids)
Biological process (GO): late endosome to vacuole transport; protein transport; endosome transport via multivesicular body sorting pathway
Cellular component (GO): multivesicular body; ESCRT III complex
Source: RefSeq, a predicted model, not a curated record